This is a messenger RNA of Clarias gariepinus (North African catfish), 4704 nucleotides long. It is a transcript of the gene ppp3cb, whose product is annotated as protein phosphatase 3, catalytic subunit, beta isozyme. Gene Ontology annotation, cellular component: calcineurin complex; cytoplasm; cytosol. The coding region runs from base 207 to 1772 and encodes 521 amino acids. Lineage: Eukaryota; Metazoa; Chordata; Actinopteri; Siluriformes; Clariidae. Gene Ontology annotation, biological process: calcineurin-NFAT signaling cascade. The transcript has 14 exons. The record is from RefSeq and is a predicted model, not a curated record. Gene Ontology annotation, molecular function: calmodulin-dependent protein phosphatase activity; calmodulin binding.
CAUCCGUGUCUCCGUGCGUUUGUCCGUCUGUUCGCGCGCGCGUGAUCUCUGCGACAAGAGCCGAGCUCGUGCACCUCCCUAUCAUCCUCCUCCUCCUCUUCGUCCUGCUCCUCCUCCUUCUCCGGUGAGCGGGGAGCGGAGCCGCGCCGAGUGAUGCUGCUGCUGCUGCUGCGGCCCGCGCUGCCCUCCUAAAGCACCACAGCCCCAUGAACAUGUCCAACGCAGUCAUGGGUCUGAACCCCACCGACAGGGUCAUCAAAUCAGUCCCGUUCCCGCUGAGCCACAGGUUGAGUAUGCGGGAGGUGUUUGACUGUGAGGGAAAGCCACGAGUGGACCUGCUGAAGGCUCACCUCACCAAAGAGGGCCGUGUAGAGGAACCUGUCGCCCUGCGCAUCAUCAACGAAGGAGCCUCCAUCCUGCGACAGGAGAAGACCAUGCUGGACAUCGAGGCUCCGGUUACAGUGUGUGGAGAUAUUCACGGGCAGUUCUUCGACCUGAUGAAGCUCUUUGAGGUUGGAGGCUCUCCAGCUACAACGCGGUACCUCUUUCUAGGGGACUAUGUGGACCGAGGUUACUUCAGUAUCGAGUGUGUUUUGUAUCUCUGGUCCCUGAAAAUCCUCUACCCAAAGACGUUAUUUCUGCUCCGGGGAAACCAUGAAUGUAGACACUUGACUGAAUAUUUCACAUUCAAACAAGAAUGUAAGAUUAAAUACUCCGAGCAGGUAUACGACGCGUGUAUGGAUGCCUUUGACUGUCUGCCGCUGGCCGCUCUGAUGAAUCAGCAGUUUCUGUGCGUGCACGGCGGCCUCUCACCUGAGAUACACACGUUAGAUGACAUCAAGAAGCUGGACCGGUUUAAAGAGCCUCCAGCCUUUGGGCCCAUGUGUGAUCUUCUGUGGUCAGAUCCGCUAGAAGAUUUUGGCAACGAGAAGUCGCAAGAGUAUUUCAGUCACAACACUGUCCGUGGCUGCUCCUACUUCUACAGCUAUCCAGCGGUGUGUGAGUUCCUACAGACCAAUAACCUGCUCUCUGUGAUCAGAGCCCAUGAGGCGCAGGACGCAGGUUAUCGGAUGUACAGGAAAAGCCAGACGACAGGCUUCCCGUCCCUCAUCACUAUCUUCUCCGCUCCGAAUUAUCUGGACGUGUACAAUAAUAAAGCUGCUGUGCUAAAAUACGAGAACAACGUGAUGAACAUACGUCAGUUUAACUGCUCGCCGCACCCUUACUGGCUGCCCAACUUCAUGGACGUGUUUACCUGGUCUCUGCCUUUCGUAGGAGAGAAAGUGACUGAGAUGCUGGUGAACGUCCUUAGCAUCUGUUCUGAUGAUGAACUCGUAAACGAUGGAGAAGAGAUCUAUGACGCGAAUGCUGCAGCUGCCCGUAAGGAAGUCAUCAGGAACAAAAUCCGUGCCAUUGGCAAAAUGGCCAAAAUGUUCUCCGUCUUACGUGAGGAGAGCGAAAACGUGUUGACCCUAAAGGGUCUGACCCCGACCGGCAUGCUGCCCAGCGGCGUUCUUUCUGGAGGCAAACAGACUUUACAGAGCGCAACCAUCGAGGCCAUUGAAGCCAUCGAGGCGGUUGAGGACAGUGAAGCUAUCCGUGGUUUCUCACCGCAGCAUAAGAUCACCAGUUUCGAGGAGGCGAAGGGUCUGGACCGGAUAAACGAGCGCAUGCCCCCGCGCCGCGACGUGCUCAACAGCGUGGGUCUGUCUAUGGGCCGCAUGAACAUGGCCGAGUCCAACGGCACCGACGACAACAGCAACCUUCAGUGACUCCCCAUCUUCAUCUUCCUCCUCUUCAUCUCCGUCUGUGCUCUCCCUCUCCCUCACUCUGUCCUGUCUUUCCAUCCGUCUGCGUCACUCUUUUCUUCACAGUGGAUGUCCGGCUGUGACCUGAGACGUGGCCUGAGGGGGAUAACGGAAGAGCCUGUUUUUAUUAUUUUUUUUUAUUUCUUAAUGCUGGAGGACGUCCUGCUUUAAAGCUCAGUCUGGUCAUGUUUUAUCGAAGUAGAAAAGAGACGGGUGUGUGAAAGUGUGUGUGAAGGAGAGAGACAAGUGUGUGGGUUGUACAGUAUAAUGACAUGAUAACUGAUAAUAGGAUGCUGGAGCGCUGUUUCCUUGGAUAAGUUCGUGUCUGUUGUGUGUGUGUGUGUGUGUGUGUGUGUGGGCAGUUGGUUGACGUGUAAUUACUUUGUAAGGAAGUAGGCUUAAUCACAGAAGACUGUUCCUCUUUUCCUGCCUGCUGGAAACUGAAAAUUACGGCGUCUGUGAUAUCCAUUCACUGACAGAGGAGUGUGUGUGUGUAUGCAAAAGUGUGUGCGAGUCGGUUAGGGCUGUCUAUUUAAUUAAAAAUGCAAUUUUGUAUCAUUUAUAGGAUUAGUAGUGAAAUAUCAAAGGUUCAACAUCACUUUGAAAAUUAAAGCAAUCAUAUUUUUGAAUUUGAACGUUUAUAGUUUUCAAAAUGUAUUUGUUGGUGAUAUGUAGAAUUUUCCUGGCACAUACAGGACGCUGAUACUAAAUUCAGCAUUUAAGCUAUUAUUAAUUUACAACAAGGUGGAAAAAUGUAUAUGUGCUCAUACAGAAAAUGUACUGCACAUCCCAGGUUACACUCACACUCAGUCAAGUUGUUCAAUCACGCAAAAUUUAAAUUUUCUUAAAAUCCUAAUUGACUUUCUGGUGGCUAUGUAGCGUUCUACACAGCCUUGAUGCAGUGUGUUGGAAAUGAACAGAAAAAUACAUCAUGAUUGACGUAGUAAAUUCGUAGUUUUUGAAUGGUGGUGGUUUAUAUUUUGAGAGUUAAUUUCAUAUAAAAUAUUGCAGGAAAAUAAAAAAAAAUAAAAAAAGUUUGUGAUCUAGACUUUUAGCACAAAAAACAAUCCCAUUCACUGUGUGCACACGGUUCUCGGUUUCAUCUUUAAAUUAAAAAUGAAAAUGAAAAAUUAAAUCCAAGCAAAAACUAACAGUAGAUUGUGUUACGUCCAUAAUAUAUAGUUUUUAAUAUGUAAAAAAAUAAAGGUAGCCUUAAUUGAUGUGUUUAUUAACAUCAGCUUCAUUAAGGUUAAAAAGUCUGACAGAACAUGAUGUCUUAAACAAUGAAACAUUCUCGAUUUGUUCAAAUGUAAAAUAUGACCCGACAGCCCUACUACAGUAUGUGUGCGUGUUUGCGUUCCUGUGUGUCUCUGUGUGUAUAUACAAUACCACGCAGAAGUCUUGAUCCCGCCCCUCGUUUCUUCAUAUUUUCUUUCCGAAGAGUCAGACUUUCUGGAAUUUUCAUGUACUUUUGAGGAAUACUUCUCUAAUUGAUCAAUUUUUAAUCUAGUCCCUGUACCUGAGCAGUUUCAGAGAAAUUUUUUUUCUUUGUUUAGCCUGCGAAUCAUUCACGCAUAAAAACAACAUCUAACUUAAGGCAUGAACCAGUGAGAAACAGGUGCAGAUGGUGACAGAUGAUCAGGCCGGUGAUUAGUGUACUGGUGAUGCUGAACUCUGAGUGGUUGGAACAGAUGAGAGGGGAAAUGAGGUCGCUGCUGAGGCUGUUACAUAAACAACCUGUCGCAGUAAAACAUUUGCUCCAGAAUUUAAUUUACAGAAUUUAAAUGAAUUAAAUAUGAAGAAAUGAGGGAUGACUUAAGACAUUUGCACAGUAUUCAUAUAUACAUGUAUAUAUAUAUAUUUACUUUCACAAUCUCUAGCUCUUCUUUACCAUGUUUUGCUACUAGUAUUUAUCAGAUUAGCCUCCAGUGCGGUCGAAUGAAAACCGGGACCUGACCCAAAGACACUUGUGAUGCAGUUUUGUUUUUUUUCCCCCAUUCAUGUUUACUCAUCCGCUCUGUGGGCUGUCACACUGCUGUCGCUGCAUUUUAUCAGGACCCGCUGUAAAACUGUCGUAAUCACGCAGGACCCGAACAAGCUGGACUCAACAAGAGGCACACAUUCACAUCACGCGUUUAUAUCUCGAACUGUCCUGGAGGACCGGUGGGAUCAUGAGGUUCUGGAGUAUGUGGACAUUCACGCACUGACAUUCUUCGUGCAAAUAUACACACCUAGUGUAUGGUCUCAAUCAGGUCCUGGCCUGUCCAGCUUCAAAAGACUGAUCCGGCUGCUCAGAACACGCCUUGGGAUCUCGCUUUGUACAUAAAGUGUAAAAGAUACUUUUUUUCUUUUUUUGGUUUACCUUUUUUUCACAUUAUGUUUUUUUCUAUUUAAGUUUAUUUAUUUUAAUUUUUCAUUUACAAAUUUUGCUGUAAUUUUGUUGCUGUACAUUUCAGUGGCGGCGCUUAUGAAUUCUGUUAUUAAUUUAUUUCUCUUUCCUUUCUCUAUUCUGUUAACGUACGGCAGUCGUUCAGUUGCGUGAAUGAUCGUAUAACUGUUUGCGAAGCCAUCCAGGCUGCAUGACUGCAUGGGAAACUCAACAAUGUAAAGCAAAUACGGACGUGUCUUCUGGCGUCCUAUUGUUUUUAAGAAGAUAUAUUCUUCAACAGUCAUCAUUAUUCUCUUCAAUAUUCUUCUUGUUUAUUAUAAAAUGAGCUUUCUGCUGUUUCUGGCUUGACUUCUGGUUUGGUCACUCAUUGUGCUUUACUUUAAAACUGAAAACUAAAGCAGUUCAUGGGUUCUUUGUGGUUCUCUCUAUCUUUGGCUUUCUCUCUCUCAUUCACUCACUCUCUCUCUCUGUAUAUAUAUAUAUAUAUAUAUAUAUAUAUAUAUAUAU